This is a messenger RNA of Trichomonas vaginalis G3, 807 nucleotides long. Its product is annotated as armadillo (ARM) repeat-containing protein family. The record is from RefSeq and is a predicted model, not a curated record. The transcript has a single exon. NCBI's taxonomy places the organism in Eukaryota, Parabasalia, Trichomonadida, Trichomonadidae. Bases 1 to 807 code for a protein of 268 amino acids.
AUGAUUGAUUCCAGUUGCUUAAGUUCUCCAUCUCUCAGACUCUGCAACCUUACAGAUCCUGAGUUUGUGUGUCGUCAGUGCUCACCCUUUUCGUCACAAGCUAUCAGCAACGAGGAUUUUGAUAUUCAAUUUGUUGAAGAAACCAUAGUUCCUGAGAUUAAAAAUGCUAUUAAACAAGACAAAAAAUCUAAAUUCGAAACAUUACCUACUCUAUUCCGUUUAAUUAUUGAUAAUUUCCCUCAAGAUGGUUCAAAUAUUGUAAAGAACGAGAUUUUUCCAGCGAUACAAUCUACAAUAAAGUUUGGUGGCGCAAGGAAGACAUCAGAUCUGACUAAGUUAGCCGUUGAAAUUGCUUCAGUUAUCCCCAGAUACUAUCGAGAUGAUAUUAUUUCCGACUUAGUUAUGAGAUAUUACUUGGACGAAGAUCCAAGCACAAGAAAUUUGGCCGUACAUCUCAUUUCCAUCGUCAGAGACUUCUGGCGAGUCCAACCAAUUCUCGAAAUUUUAUCUAAAGAUAAAUCAAAUCUUGUACGCGCAUCAGUCCUAAUGAUAUUACCAAACUGCAUGUGCGAUGAAGAUACGGUUAGAACCAUUAUUAGUCAAGCUGUUUCUGAUUCUAACCCCGGUAUCCAACAAAUUGCAGCUUCAAUCAUCGGAAAGGUUGCUCCAUGGAUGAUUGAUGAGUUCAAGGGUCUCUUGGAAAGUGUUACUACUGUUAGAUACGCGUUUCCUUCCCUUCCUGAAGUUAUUUCUCAAAAUUCUUUCGCCCAGAUUAUCGAUUCGUUUUUUGGGCACAAAGAUAGAUAA